This is a messenger RNA of Macrosteles quadrilineatus (aster leafhopper), 2354 nucleotides long. RefSeq names its product protein ROP-like. The record is from RefSeq and is a predicted model, not a curated record. Gene Ontology annotation, cellular component: plasma membrane; secretory granule. Lineage: Eukaryota; Metazoa; Arthropoda; Insecta; Hemiptera; Cicadellidae. Gene Ontology annotation, molecular function: syntaxin binding. Gene Ontology annotation, biological process: intracellular protein transport; vesicle-mediated transport; neurotransmitter secretion. The coding region runs from base 45 to 1781 and encodes 578 amino acids. The transcript has 12 exons.
CACAAAUCAACUAAAAGAUAAGUGAGAUUUUACUGUUUAUCAAAAUGUCACUGAAAGCAGUUGUAAAACAAAAGAUAAUGAAUGAGGUGAUCAAACAGAAGAAGGGACUAGCAAAAGAACUUAACUGGCGAGUGUUGGUGUUGGAUCAACAGGCCAUGAGAAUAGUGUCAGCGUGCUGCAAGAUGCAUGAAAUAUCUGCUGAGGGAAUAGCGAUUGUAGAAGACAUCAACAUCAGUCGAGAACCGCUUCCUAAAUUGGAGGCAGUUUACCUAAUCACACCAACGGAGAAGUCUGUCGACGCCUUCAUAAAAGAUUUUAGCGGUGAUUACAUUAUGUACCGUUCUGCUCAUGUUUAUUUUACUGAAGCAUGCCCAGACUGGCUGUUUGAAAAACUAAGGAAAGAUCAAAUUACAAAGUACAUACAAACAUUAAAGGAAAUAAAUGUUGCAUUCAUUCCAUAUGAAUCUCAGGUGUUCUCUCUAGACUCCCCUGAGACAUUCCAGUGUGUCUACAACCAGACCUUUGCUGGUAAUCGCGUCGCCAACCUAGAGAGGAUUGCCGAGCAGAUCGCUACCUUGUGUGCAACUCUCGGGGAAUACCCGUCUAUCUGCUACCGCUCUGAUUUUGAGAAGAACGCAGAGCUGGCGCAGUUGGUGCAGCAGAAGCUGGACGCGUACAAGGCCGAUGAGCCGACCAUGGGGGAGGGUCCGGAGAAGGCUCGGUCCCAGCUGAUCAUACUGGACCGAGGGUUUGACUGUGUGUCUCCUCUACUGCACGAGCUGACACUGCAAGCCAUGGCCUACGACCUGCUGCCGAUAGAGAAUGAUGUCUACAAGUAUAAAACUUCUUCAAGUACAGAGGUAAAAGUGAUUCUGAAUGAAGAAAAUGAGAUGUGGGUGCAGUUACGCCAUGAACACAUAGGCCAUGUACUUAAAAUUGUACCUGAAAAUGUAAAGAAGUUCACAACCUCAAAAAUGAAAGACACGACAUCAAUGGUUGAUCUCAAUCAACUAAUCAAGAAACUUCCGCAUCAUAAAGAAGAGUUGAGAAAAUGUCAAACACUCCUGUCAUUGGCUGAGAACUGUUUUGGGGCGUGGCAGGAUCGAAUGCAAUGUCUAUGCAAUGUCGAACAGGACCUAGCUACGGGUACAGACGUUGAUGGAGAGCGCAUCAAGGACCACAUGCCCAACAUUGUCCCCAUCCUGCUGGACCAAGCGAUCACCAACUACGACAAGAUGAGGAUUAUCCUUUUGUAUAUCUUUAGUCGCAAUGGCAUCUCAGAGGAGAAUCUCAACAAGCUGGUGCAGCACGCACAGAUCCUACCUCAAGAGAAGCAGGCUAUAGCAAACAUGGGCAACUUGGGAGUUAACGUAGUUGUCGAGGGGAAAAAGAAGGAUGUGUACCAAAUUCCACGAAAGGAUCGUUCUAACGAGCAAGUAAAAUACCCACCUCGAUGGACUCCGGUGCUAAAGGAUCUUAUAGAGGACGCCAUUCAAGAUAAAUUGGACCCUUCUCACUUUCCCUACCUAAAAGUCCGGUCUGAAUCUUCUAUCCAACAAUUUCCCAUGAGUGCUCGAUAUGGGCAAUGGAACAAGCCAUUUGUGAGGCAUGUUCCUCGCAUCAUCAUCUUCUGUGUCGGAGGCGUCAGCUUCUCUGAGAUCCGCUCCGCUUACGAAGUCGCUGCUGCCAACAAUAAAUGGGAAGUCAUCGUUGGAUCAUCUCACAUCAUGACUCCAGAGGGAUUCUUGGCGGACUUGGCCAUCUCAGCGCUUAAACUGUAAACGUUUGCACAAUGAACACUGUAUACUUUGAAUUAGCAUCUGAGUUUAGAUAAAACUAGAUAAUCUAUCCAAAUGUUAAUGUUGUAGUUUCUAGAAUGAAAGUGAAAGAACUAUUGUUGAAUUGAGCCAUUGUCAGAGGAGGAUGAUGUAAAUUAAUAUUUUUUUUCUCGAAUAUGCUGACUUUUCGAGCAAGCUUUUUGUGGCACUGAGUAUUUUUAUAAUCAAAAUCACUAAAUGUUUCAGUCCAACUGUUAUAAUGGUUUUUUAAUGUGAAAAUUGCCAUUACUUUUGGAUUAUACUAUCUUUCAAAACGAUGAAUUUGGAACAGUAUUACCCCGUUAUAAGUCGUUAAACGCAUUAAUAUGCUUUUCUAAGAUAUUGAAGGUUUAGUCUGGUAUUCUGACAGAAUUUAUUUUGAUAAAACGUGCUACUUGUACUUUUGGCAUCCCUGUGAUUAUUUGAAACUUAAGUAUUAGCUUAGUGUAAAACUUUAAGUUAGCUUUUAUAAUGUUCAUAUAUCGUGUUUUGUAAAAUAAAAUAGCUUUGAUAAAUACUGUCAUUAAAAGGAUUAUA